AUGGACCCAUCACUGCGAGAUCCAAACUUGCGGACAAUUCGCACCAUCCAGGGUUUGUCUCUUGCGUGCCGGGUGCAGACCUCCGCCUUCGAGGUGGCACAAACGCCGAAAAUCGGCAGGAGGGUGCAGCCUGGCGAGCUGCAUCUCUCCCGACGGAUAUGGACCAUUCCUUCGGUAGCGUGACGCCCGCAAAACUCACCCUUCUUGUUGCCCGGCCUUCCGAACGAUGGCCACUCAUUGCACAAUGCAUGACUGCACCUCAGCCCUCUGACCGUCACCAUCCCUUCUGUAGCAUGCGGUCCACAGAACAAUGGAAUCUUGCUCCCGACCGCACCAUAUGAUGGAAAUUUUGUGCAUCCCGGGUGGGCGCAUCCCUUGCUGACGACGUCAACCGCUCCCUCCCUAGCGUGCUGUCUGCAAUGCUCCGCUUUGUCGGAACCUGCCUCGGCGAACUUUGCUCGAGUGGAGCAGCCUGGAUGUACACAGGUCCCCUUUUUCAUGUCCACCAUUCCCUCCCCCGCGUGGGUGGGACAAAACCUAGCCUUUUUCGUUCCAACCGUUCCGAAUCUCGCGAGCCCGGAGCAACCUGAGUAGCCGCAUCGUCUGUGCGCAACGUUGACCAUUCCUUCCCCGCGGUGUUUCGCGCAGAACUGUGCCUUCGUGCUUCCUUGUACACGAUACGACGCGGACGUUACGCAGUUCUCGUGCUCGCAAAUCUUGUGGAGGAGACACGCUAAACGCCGGCACGAGAAGACAUCCUGGCUGACCACAGCUGCUUUUGGAGAGAUCUACCAUCUCCUCACUUGCGUGUUGAGGGCAGAAUCUUGGUCCUUUGCUGCCAGGUACUCCACGACAUGCACGAUGUGCGCAUUCCGGGUACUCGCAUACCCUGUGGAACUUGUUGGGGAUCCUACUCAUUCCUUCCGUCGCGUGCCGACGGCAAAACGUCGCCGGUGCGCUGCCAGACACGCUGAACGCCGGUACGAGAAGACAUCCUGGCUGACCGCAGCUGUUCUUGGAGAGAUCUACCAUCCCCUCACUUGCGUGUUGAGGGCAGAAUCUUGGUCCUUUGCUGCCAGGUACUCCAUGACAUGCAGGACGUGGGCAGUCCGGGUAUUCGCAUACCCUGUGGGCCUUGUUCUUGGGGAUUCGAACCAUAUCCUUCGACGCGUGUCGACGGCAAAACGUCGCCGGUCCACUGCCAGACACGCUGAACCGCGGCACGAGAAGACAUCCUGGCUGACCACACCUGUUCUUGGAGAG
Ectocarpus siliculosus is the source of this 1263-nucleotide messenger RNA. NCBI's taxonomy places the organism in Eukaryota, Phaeophyceae, Ectocarpales, Ectocarpaceae. The record is from the annotation of a GenBank genome assembly.